Molecule: messenger RNA, 928 nt
Organism: Penicillium hordei
Lineage: Eukaryota; Fungi; Ascomycota; Eurotiomycetes; Eurotiales; Aspergillaceae
Exons: 3
Coding region: 5-928 (307 amino acids)
Biological process (GO): protein insertion into mitochondrial inner membrane from matrix
Cellular component (GO): mitochondrial inner membrane; mitochondrion
Source: RefSeq, a predicted model, not a curated record
CGCAAUGGCGUCUACCCUACGAAUGCCCGCGGGCACAUCCACUCGGAUUACACCAUCUGGUUCCUUCGUCCAAUGUCGGGCCUUCUCCGAGACCUCCCAGCAAUGGCGUGGGAGACAAAUGAAUUUCCGCCCUCCAAGCCAAGUGCAGCCGUCCUUCAAAACCAGAACCCAGGGCAUGAAGCUGGCCGAUCUGCCAAAUGACAUCGGCAUAUUACCGGGUACCUUUGUCCGACCGUUGUGGAGGGAUAUGCCUUCAGUUUUCACGGCACCGCGCGAUAGAUGGCAUAUGGAAUGGACAUGGCUUAAGGCCUGGUUGAGCAACCAUGCCAGUCUGCUCCAAUAUUGCAAGCGCGAAAACACCCUUCCACUUCUUCUAAGCAAGCGCCGCCACUUCGCCGCAAAGCUCCAGGAGGAUAUGUACACAGCAUUUGCCCAAGGCAACAUUCCUAAAAUCCGCCAGAUCUGCUGCGACAAUCUCGUCAAGCAACUCAGCACGGGUAUCGAACGCCGCCCGAAGAAUGAGCAAGUGACCUGGAAACUGGUGAAAUACCUGCGUAGGCCAAGCACAAACUUCACCGGCCUUCGCGUCAUUUCAGAUCGCGCCACAUCCAUCCCCGACAUCCCGAAAUCCGGUAUCCGUCAAAUUGUCGUGCGCAUCACGAGCCGACAGUCCACAACCACGACUCAGGUCCAGAGCACCAGCGCAAAGGAACCCACGGGAGACACUGUUUCCGCCAAGGAGCAGGACUGUGUCGAACACAUUGUCAUUCAGCAUCUCCGCUGGAACGACCAGGAUAAGGGCUGGAGAGUAUGGGGCCACAUCAGUCCCACCUCAUUGCAUGAGGCUUGGAAUAACCCCUACUUCAUGCCUGGCUUGUCGGCCCUCGAGCGUCUGGAUAUGAUCAAGGAAUCGAUGGGCCAGAAGUAA